Messenger RNA from Cladophialophora carrionii CBS 160.54, 2238 nucleotides. Its product is annotated as aconitate hydratase, mitochondrial. NCBI's taxonomy places the organism in Eukaryota, Fungi, Ascomycota, Eurotiomycetes, Chaetothyriales, Herpotrichiellaceae. The coding region runs from base 1 to 2238 and encodes 745 amino acids. The transcript is spliced from 8 exons. Gene Ontology annotation, biological process: tricarboxylic acid cycle. Gene Ontology annotation, molecular function: 4 iron, 4 sulfur cluster binding; aconitate hydratase activity. Gene Ontology annotation, cellular component: mitochondrion; cytosol. The record is from RefSeq and is a predicted model, not a curated record.
AUGACGAACUGGGAAAAGGGCCAUUACAUCAACUACAAGAAAAUGUCGGAAAACCUCGCCGUCGUCCGAAGCAGACUCAACCGGCCGUUGACCUACGGCGAGAAAAUCCUCUAUUCCCACUUGGACGACCCUCACGGACAAGACAUCGAACGGGGGGCGUCAUAUCUGAGACUCAGACCCGAUCGAGUGGCUUGUCAAGAUGCUACCGCACAGAUGGCCAUUCUUCAAUUCAUGUCCGCUGGCAUGCCUUCCGUUGCAACCCCGACUACCGUCCACUGCGAUCAUUUAAUCGAGGCUCAGAUCGGUGGAGAGAAGGAUUUGAGCAGAGCGAAGGAUAUCAACAAGGAGGUGUAUGAUUUCUUGUCCUCCGCUUGCGCCAAGUAUAACAUUGGGUUCUGGCGACCUGGCUCUGGCAUUAUCCACCAGAUCGUUCUCGAAAACUACGCUUUCCCGGGUGGCCUGAUGAUCGGAACAGACUCACACACGCCAAAUGCUGGCGGUCUUGGUAUGGCUGCAAUCGGUGUUGGCGGUGCUGAUGCUGUUGAUGUCAUGGCCAAUCUCCCUUGGGAAUUGAAAGCACCUAAGUACAUUGGUGUCAGGUUAACUGGCGAGAUGUCCGGCUGGACUGCUCCCAAGGAUAUCAUCCUCAAGGUGGCAGGCAUCUUGACUGUAAAGGGUGGCACUGGAGCUAUUGUUGAAUAUCAUGGUCCUGGAACCAACACUUUGUCUUGCACUGGCAUGGGGUAUAUGGGUGCUGAAAUUGGAGCAACCACAAGUUUGUUCCCCUUCAACGACCGCAUGUACGACUACCUAGCCGCUACCAAACGUGGGGCAAUUGGCGACUUCGCUCGCAGCUACGCCGCAGAGCUUCAUGAGGAUGAGGGUGCUGAGUACGACCAGCUCAUCGAAAUCAAUCUUUCAGAGCUCGAGCCGCACAUCAACGGACCCUUCACCCCUGACCUAGCAACUCCCAUCUCCAAGUUCAAGCAGGCAGUCAAGGACAACAAGUGGCCUGAGGAACUCAAGGUUGGCCUCAUCGGGUCUUGCACAAACUCUUCCUAUGAAGACAUGUCUCGCGGAGCCUCAAUUGCCCAGGAUGCUAUGGAUCAUGGCGUCAAGGCCAAGUCGCUCUUUACCGUCACACCAGGAUCAGAACAAAUCCGUGCGACGAUCGAACGCGACGGUCAACUCAAGACUUUCGAGGAGUUUGGCGGAAUUGUCCUUGCCAAUGCUUGCGGUCCCUGCAUCGGGCAAUGGGACCGUCGGGACGUGAAGAAGGGAGAACCCAACUCGAUCAUCUCCUCAUAUAACCGAAAUUUCACUGGCCGAAAUGAUGCGAACCCUGCUACCCAUUCGUUUGUUACGUCUCCAGACCUGGUCGUCGCCAUGACCAUUGCUGGCACCCUCAACUUCAAUCCUCUCACGGAUACCUUGAAGGACAAGGACGGAAAUGAUUUCAAACUCAAGCCACCAACCGGUGACGGCUUACCGAAGAACGGAUAUGACCCCGGUCAGGAUACCUAUCAACCCCCACCAGAGGAGCGUGAGUCGGUUCAAGUGCAGGUCUCUCCAACCUCCGACCGUCUUCAGGUUCUCCAGCCAUUCGAACCUUGGGACGGCAAAGACUUCCAAGAUCUCCCUAUCCUCAUCAAGACCAAGGGCAAGACCACCACUGACCACAUCUCCAUGGCUGGUCCCUGGCUCAAAUAUCGUGGUCACCUCGACAACAUCAGCAAUAAUAUGUUGAUCGGUGCCAUCAACGCCGCCAACGGCGAGGCCAACAAGGUCAAGAACUUCAAGACUGGUGAGUACGAUGCUGUGCCUGCUACUGCGCGUCAGUACAAGAAGGAAGGGAUCAAAUGGGUCGUCAUCGGCGAUUACAAUUACGGUGAAGGUUCUUCGCGAGAACACGCCGCCCUUGAACCCCGCCAUCUCGGUGGCAUCGCCAUCAUCACCCGAAGCUUUGCACGUAUCCACGAGACCAACCUAAAGAAGCAAGGCAUGUUGCCCUUGACCUUCUCCAACCCUGAGGAUUAUGACAAGAUCAAUCCCGACGACAAGGUCGAUCUUCUGGUCACUGGCUUGGAAGUCGGCAAGCCCUUGAUCAUGAAGGUACACCCCAAGGAUGGCGAGCCAUGGGACUGCGAGUUGUCUCACACAUUCAAUGCCGGUCAAAUCGAAUGGUUCAAGAACGGUAGCGCUUUGAACACGAUGGCCAAGAAUCAGAAAGGAAACUAA